This is a messenger RNA of Zonotrichia albicollis (white-throated sparrow), 2312 nucleotides long. RefSeq names its product pyruvate dehydrogenase kinase 1 (gene PDK1). NCBI's taxonomy places the organism in Eukaryota, Metazoa, Chordata, Aves, Passeriformes, Passerellidae. The record is from RefSeq and is a predicted model, not a curated record. Gene Ontology annotation, biological process: regulation of glucose metabolic process; protein phosphorylation. Gene Ontology annotation, molecular function: pyruvate dehydrogenase (acetyl-transferring) kinase activity. Gene Ontology annotation, cellular component: mitochondrion.
CCCGGCGGCGCAGCGGAGGCGGCCGCGGCCUGGGCUGGGGCCGGGGGAGCGGCGCGGCGGGAAAUGGCGGCCGGGCCGGGCCGGGCUAAGCUGAGCUGAGCUGACGGCACAGAGCUGCACCAUGAGGCUGCUGCGCGCCCUUCUGCGCGGCGCUGCCCCGGGCAACAUCCCGCAGCAGGUGGACUUCUACUCACGCUUCUCCCCCUCGCCGCUCUCCAUGAAGCAAUUUCUGGACUUCGGGUCUGAAAAUGCUUGUGAAAAGACUUCAUUUAUGUUUCUGCGACAAGAGCUGCCGGUGAGGUUGGCCAACAUAAUGAAGGAAAUCAGCUUGCUUCCAGACAACCUCCUAAGAACACCUUCAGUUCAGCUGGUGCAGAGCUGGUAUGUCCAAAGUCUUCAGGAGAUUCUUGACUUUAAGGACAGAAGCUCAGAAGAUUCAGGGGCUGUUCAAAGUUUUACAGACACUGUGAUAAAAAUCCGGAAUCGCCACAAUGAUGUCAUUCCUACGAUGGCUCAAGGAGUGAUAGAAUACAAGGAGAGCUUUGGCAUCGAUCCAGUGACCUCCCAGAACGUGCAGUAUUUCUUAGACCGCUUCUACAUGAGUCGCAUUUCAAUCAGAAUGCUCCUUAAUCAGCACUCUUUACUGUUUGGUGGGAAAAUUAAUCCAGCUCAUCCAAAACAUAUUGGAAGCAUCGAUCCUAACUGCAAUGUUGUUGAAGUUAUUAAAGAUGGCUAUGAAAAUGCCAAGAGCCUUUGUGAUUUAUAUUACAUGAGCUCUCCAGAACUUAUCCUUGAAGAGUUGAAUUCUAAAUCACCAGGACAGCCUAUGCAAGUGGUGUAUGUGCCAUCACAUCUCUAUCACAUGGUUUUUGAACUUUUCAAGAAUGCAAUGAGAGCCACCAUGGAACAUCAUGCUGAUCGAGGCAUUUAUCCUGCAAUUCAUGUACAAAUCACGUUGGGAAAUGAGGAUUUAACUGUGAAGAUGAGUGACCGUGGUGGUGGUGUUCCUAUGAGGAAAAUUGACAGACUGUUCAACUAUAUGUAUUCAACAGCACCACGUCCUCGUGUUGAGACAUCACGAGCUACACCUUUGGCUGGAUUUGGUUAUGGCUUACCCAUAUCACGUCUGUAUGCACAGUAUUUCCAAGGAGACCUGAAACUGUAUUCCUUAGAAGGCUAUGGUACAGAUGCAGUUAUUUACAUCAAGGCCUUAUCAACAGAAUCAAUUGAAAGACUCCCUGUAUACAACAAAGCAGCCUGGAAACAUUAUAAAGCAAACCAUGAAGCUGAUGACUGGUGUGUGCCAAGCAGUGAGCCAAAGGACAUGACCACUUUUCGGAGUAUGUAGCUUUUUCCUCAGCAGCUCCUAAGUAGGUUUGUCUGUAAAGGGAAUUUAGAAGACCUGAUUUAUGAUUUUGAGCCACUUCUGAUAUGUGAAAGUAAUUCUAAAUUUGAGUGUAAUGAGGCUUUUCUGAAAUAAAAAAACAACAGCCACCAAAACCCCCAAACAUGCACAUAUAAAAAAAGGUCAUACUUCAUUUGUUUCACUUUCUAUUUAUGAUUGCUUUCAGAGCUAAGUCAAAGGAGCAAUAUAUUGAUUUUUAUAGGGAUCAAUGCCACAGCUAUCACAUCUGGUAUUAAUUUGUAUUAUUUAAAAAUAAUUUUAUUAGAAAAACUAUUAAAAAAGCUCACUGGAACAUUCUUCCAUUAUAAAAUUCUACAGAUUAAUGAAAAAUUUGUGUAAGAAAUACUGAGCUCAUUGCUAUACCUUUGAAACUGUAUGGCACUUUCUUUUAUCUUAAGCAUGCUGAAGCUUAAUUUUGCAAAGUUGGAUAUGUUGCCUACAUACACUGCCUACAUUAAGGUGGUGUUUUCAGCUGUAGAAAUCACACCUCUGUAAGGAUAAAAGUUUUUUAAAAGCAUUUUUAACUUCUACUACUGGUAUAAUGUAUCUCAGGUAUGUGGUGGCAUCAGUUCUAUUUCUUUGGUUGUAAUGUGAAUAUAUAAUAGAUGUGAAAAACUUACCUUGCCCUGAUCAUUGUGAAUUAAAAAAUAGCAUUGGCUUGUGUACAGUAGAGAAAUCUUAGUCUUGCAUUUGCUGUAUUUCUAUAGGUCAUACCAAAAUGCAGUAUCAACAUUCUAGCCUCUGUAAGAUCCCAGAGUUGGGUAUGUCAGGUACAGCUGUAAAUGAAACUAUUUUAAUAAACAGAUUCUUAAAAUUUGUCUGUAAUAGGGCAUCUCUAUUACUUUGACAGUAUAAACUGCCUUCUCAGGAGUAAGUAAAGUAAGUAAAUUAAAAGUUUUUGAAAAUA